CGGGGCCGGACCGGGGAGCCGAGCCGUGAUUGGAGGUGUCCGAGCGACCGCCGCGACGCUGUGCCCCACAGGUCGCCCUCGGGUCACAGAGAAACAGAACGGCUGGAAUCCUUUCGCACCAAGCUCGGACACUUCGCCCGCUGGAGUCGCUCUUUAUCAACCGAGAUGCGUACCUCGCCUGUCCUCACGGGCCGAAAGGCCCCCCAAGCAGGGGAAGGUGGCUGCUGACAGGAACCGCCUGGUCUUUCACCUGACAGGUUGCCUCGAGGUUCCUGUGACUUAGAUCCUGAUUCAGAGAUGGAAGUACCAGGCUCAUCUUCCACCAUCUCUGAGGAGCAGCCUCGGAAGCAAGAGGGGCUGAGCGACACUAGAACAGACUCAGUCAAGCAGAGUCUCAUCUCAUCUGAGGAAUGGCUUCAACUGCAUGGGCUUAAGAGCAACAAAUUGACCUUGAAACAGAUUUUAUCACAGAUUGGAUUCCCACAUUGUGAAGAUUAUGUGAUGUCUCUGGGGAGACUUGUGGCUUCCCGGUAUGCAGAUGGCCUGUUUCCACGGAUCUACACGACGGAAGAUGGCAGAGUGUACAAUCUGACAGCCAAAUCAGAGCUAAUCUCUCAGUAUAUGGAACAUUUAACACAAGCUGUGGAGAGCUACAAGCAGCGGAUGGACUGGCUCACCAGCAACAGCCGGCAGGUCUUUGGCGUCAUCUUGGAGCAGUGCAUCACCAUAGUGCUGGAUUUUGGUGGCAUGCUGGAGGAGGAGCUUAGUCUGUGCCGAGAUGCUCUAACCAUGGUCCUCCAGGAGCAAGUGGCUCACAUAGCCAAGUUCAAUGUCAUAUGGGUUUCUCAAGAGCCUGUGAAAUGGCAGGAAAACGCUGUUCCUGUGACAGCACGAUCCAUAGCCGCCGCCAUCAGCUGGGUAGCGAAGUUGCCUUUUGAGCUGGCUUCGAGCCACACCAGCCGCCUGGAGGCUCUGCUGGAGGCGGGGAAGGAUGAAGUGAUUGAAUCCAUUUACUACUUUGUGGUGGGAGACAUUCCUGAGGAAUCCAAGGAGCUUCUCCUUCAGCAGGCUUUGGAGAUCCCCUGUCCUGUCUGCACGGUGUCCUUCAAUGCCAGAGGACAGGGCACCAUAGCCUUCCUGAAGGAUUUGAGUGCCAAGACCUUCAGCAGAUUCCAUGCAUUUGCAGAGAGAACAGAGUGUGUAGAAUUUCCUGCCUUUCCCAUUAAGGAUGGUGACAGUGUGAUUACUUGGAAUUCAAGGAAACUGAAAGGAAAACUCCCUCCAGGAGCUGGGGUCAGAGAAGAUGUGUUUCUCAUCUGGAGGGAGAUGGAGGAAGCUGGCAGCACAUUGGCCCAGAUCCGGAGGCUGGUGGCCGAGACUCCCAAGACCAGCGUGGCCACAACAGAUCGUGGAGCACAUGAGUCAAAUCCAGAGGACACCUGGGACUCAGAGAAGUGGCUUCAGAAAUAUGGUUUGAAAGCCCAGAAGCUGUCAUUUUACAAUGUCAUUGCUGACUGCUCCUUCCGCCACGCUGAUGGAGUUGUUGAUAUAAAAUCCAAACCAGAGAACGAGUCGGUGCAGACCAGUGCGGAGACCAACAAGAAGACAGUCCAUGCGAAAUACUGCAGCAGAUUCGUCCACGCUCCCUGGAAGGAUGGGAGCUUGGUCCACGUCUGCAUCACCAAGGAGAAGUACACGUGGUUUAGUGAAAGAAUGCACGCAGUCCUGGCCCAGAUCCAGAGGAGGAUUAAAUGGUUACAGGAUGGGAGUCAAGGCCUCUUUGGAAAAGUGCCUAGUGAUUGUGUCUACAUUCUCAUUGACACGUCUCACUCAAUGACAGGGAAACUGGACCUGGUGAAGAACAAGGUCAUCCAGCUCAUACAGGAACAGUUGAAACAUAAAAAGAAAUUCAAUUUUGUGCAGUUUGAUGCUCAAGCCAGUGCUUGGCAGGAAAAACUUGUUGAAAUCAAUGAGGAUAAUCUGAAAGGGGCCCAGGCCUGGAUUAGAGACAUUAAGAUUGGAAGUUCCACAAACACCCUGAGUGCCCUGCAAAUUGCUUUUGCUGAUGAAGAAACACAAGUAAUCUACCUUUUGACAGAUGGGAGACCUGAUCAGUCACCUGAAAUGGUUAUGGACCAGGUCAAAGUUUUUCAGAGAAUUCCUAUUUACACCAUCUCCUUCUGUUACAAUGAUGAGAUUGCAAAUGGAUUUUUGAAAGACCUUGCUUCUUUGACUGGAGGAGAGUUUCAUUCUUAUAAUUUUGGCUGCAAGGAUCCCUAUACUCCAGAGGCUGUUCAGAAUGAAGAUCUGACUCUUUUAAUUAAGGAAAUGGAGCAAGGACGCAAUGACCUAGAGAAGGUGCAAGACCUUUACUCAGAGACAUUGGUCAUGGACUGGUGGUACAAUGCAGAAAAGGAUGGAGACAAGCAUCAAAAGGAGAUUUGUUCCAUGGUUUCAACCCCAGAAAAGUGUGCAAAACCUCACACUGAUGUCAAAUCAUCACGAAUGCUGAAAAUACCAGAGGACCCAUCAAGUCAAAAGAUUCAGAGAAAGAAAGCGCUCCAUGCAGAACCAACCAAAACCAGCCUGCUCAGAAGCCAGCUGUCCACCCUCAGGAGCUCAGCCUGCAGUGAGAGGAGGGACAGGCUUUCCAGUUCUAGCAGCUGGAACACGCCAAGUGACAGGGAAAUAGGCAUCCUGCUGACAAAUGAGUUUCCAGAUGACAAGUCAUUAGAAAGAUUGACUCGAGAAGGAAGCCAAGUUUAUGACCAAGAUUCUGCAGGAAUAUCUUCAGCAACCUGGCUCAAGAUCCACGGCUUGGCAGCCAAGAAGCUCACCAUCAUGGAUGCUUUGUCCAUGGCUGCCAUUCCUCACAGCUCCACCUACGUCCCUGUUCUGGACAAGCACGUUGUUUCCAAAGUCUUUGAUGAGGUGUUCCCUCUGGCACAUGUGUGCAACGACACAAAUAAGAUGACUUUAAUUAACCCCCAAGGAGUGAAGCUCAAUAUCUACAAGCAAAAAGUGGAACAGGCAAUUAAGUCCUAUGAAAAGCGCUUGAAUAAAAUUGUUUGGCGAGCAUUAUCUCCAGAGGAAAAAAAAAAGUUAGAUGCAAACAAACCAAUGCAGUACUUAGAAAACAAGGCAGCUUUGAACGAGGCAUUAGAAAGGUUGAAUUGGCCCAUUUCAUUGAAGGAGCUGUCCAUGCUGGAGAAUGAAAUCCUAGCUGGGAAAAUGUACGUGCAGCAGGCCAUGGAGCUCCAAGAGGCUGUCAAGAAGGAGAAUUAUGGAAGCAAAGCACUCGAAGAGCAACAGAAAAUUCAAGGAACUCCAACAAAGAAAAACAAAUCAAAAAAAUUGGAUCCACUCAAAGGCCAGAAGGUUAUUGCAAGAUGUGAUGAAAAUGGCUUUUAUUUUCCAGGAGUUGUGAAGAGGUGUGUGAACCCCACCCAUGCACUCGUGGGCUUCAGGUAUGGAGACACCAAGGUUGUGCCCAUCCCGUUCAUCACGCCGGUGGGGGGCGCCAUGCCCUGCCCACUGCUCCAGAUUGGAGAUUAUGUGUUUGCCAAAAUUGUGAUCCCCAAAGGAUUUGACUUCUAUGUCCCCGCCAUUGUUAUUGCACUUCCAAAUCAAGAUAUGGCUGACGAUAAAUUCUACACAGUUUUAAAGUGUAACAACCGGAGAGAAUUUUGCCCUCGGAGUGCACUCAUUAAGAUCAGCCAAAACAAAUAUGCUCUCUCUUGCUCUCAUAUUAACUCACCCCCAAUUCAGGAGGAUUCAAAAGCGGAAGAUAUGGACACAAAGAACUCUUCUCUCCUAGUAUGGCCAAUCCGAGAAGUUAACACAGGGGAUUUACAAGCUACAAAACAGGAGAACCCUAGAAGGAAGAAAAAGAAAGCCAGCAAGAGGCUACCUCUCCAGGAGGUGGUCUCCUCAGAUUCAGAUGACUCUUCCCGUGGCAACAGGUCCCGAGACUCCCACCCUAAGAGACACCCUAAGCCCAAGCUGGGAGGGGGACAUCAUGUCUCCCAGGAACACCCUGAAGUCUCUCUCAAGGAUAGCACAUGUGAGCUCACACCCCAGUUUCCGGGUCAGUGUAGGCCCCAGCACAGCAAAAACUCAAACACCCUUAAGUAAUGCUGACAUCACUUCCCCAGAGAAUGUCCUCAGCCUGGGGUCUAGGAGUCAACCAGCCAUGCCAUCGCUGCCACACCCACACCGGGAAAAGCCCCGCCCUGCCCUCAUCAAGCGACCCACAGCCGAGGGCUGAGUGGCACCACUGAGAAACCUGAAAGCAGCCUAGCGCCAUCCAUGUUCACGAGCACCAGCGGCCCUUCAGGGCUGCCCUCAGCCGCCCGGCACUGCGGACCUAGCCCCUCUGCUGAGUCUGUUGUAGGCACUUCUAAUUGAGCGUGGAGCCAGAAUAAAGACUCUUACCUUGGAAACACUUCAAAACGAUUGGGCUGUUUGUUACU
Molecule: messenger RNA, 4472 nt
Organism: Bubalus bubalis (water buffalo)
Lineage: Eukaryota; Metazoa; Chordata; Mammalia; Artiodactyla; Bovidae
Gene: VWA3B
Product: von Willebrand factor A domain containing 3B
Exons: 28
Coding region: 298-4134 (1278 amino acids)
Source: RefSeq, a predicted model, not a curated record